Messenger RNA from Penicillium subrubescens, 1647 nucleotides. RefSeq lists its product as uncharacterized. Bases 1 to 1647 code for a protein of 548 amino acids. The transcript is spliced from 3 exons. The record is from RefSeq and is a predicted model, not a curated record. Gene Ontology annotation, molecular function: protein dimerization activity. Lineage: Eukaryota; Fungi; Ascomycota; Eurotiomycetes; Eurotiales; Aspergillaceae.
AUGCGCGACCUUAUCUAUGCAUUAAGUCCAACGUACCAAAUCCCUUCCCGCUACCGAAUCGCCGAUGAUCUUCUGGAUGAAGCAUAUAAUGGACUACGGGAGGAGGUGCUAAAGGAACUGCGGAGAACCGAGUUCUUGAAUAUAACGGUGGAUGAGACAACUAAUAUCCGAUCUCAGCGGGUAAUUGUGAUGACUAUAACAACGCCAACGAAGUCAUGGUUUAUCCACCUGAAUGAUAUGGAAGAUAAGACACUUGAUGCUCCUGCUAUUAGUAGCUGGAUCUUGAACAGGCUCCAAUGCCUUCUGUUACAGCUAGACAAAAUAGCUGACUGGAAGAGAAUCAAUUCUAUCUCGACGGACACCUGCUGCGUUAUGAAGUCGGUCUGGGAGAAGCUUGAGCAAACACUAGAACUCCGACACUGUAUUAUGAUUCCCUGUGAUUUUCAUAGACUGCAGUUAAUCAUGAAGGAUAUAGUUGACCUAAAGAACUCAAAAGUCCCACGAGCAGGGUCCGUGUUUAAGCAGGCUCUUGAAAUUGUUGUCUUCUUCCAACACUCGCCACUCGAGUACGCAAGAAUGCAAGCAAAACAGCUUGAGAAGUGGGGUAAAAAGAAGGCUUUAAUUGCGUCGGUUAUUACCAGAUGGGGAACGCAAUAUAAUAUGCUAUCCUCGCUUUACGACUCUCAAGAAGCUAUCUGCGAGUGGGCAGUUAUCACUCCUGCUGCCUCGACUGCUAGGGGAAGGGAGAUUAUUCGGAUAGCGAACUCGCAUUCGUUCUGGUGGCAACUCAAGGAGCUGAUCAAAGUCCUUAAGCCUCUACAUGUUGCCCAGAAACAGUCCGAAGCUCAGAACUCGUCGAUUAUGGAGAAGGCCCAGAGCCCAUCUCUCUUUUGGCUUGAAGCAGAGGACGUUGCUCCGCUUCUUGCACCAUUUGCUCGUCGUCUCUGCAAUACUGUAGCGAACUCGGCGGCAGCAGAGAGAGCAUUUUCACAGAUGAACCUUCAGCAUACAAAAGUCCGAAAUAGACUAGAGCCUCAACGUGUUGAGAAAUUACUCUUCGUGCAGAUUAAUAAACGACAAUUCCGGGCAGAACAGCCUCCCGAAGUCGCGCAAGAAUUACUACUUCAAGAAGAGGAUGACGAGGUAGAGAGGGUUUUGCAGCGAAACCAAGUGCUUCACGAUCUAUCAGAGGGCUCAGAUCAACAUCAAGAGCAACAUCAUGAGGAACCACCAGAGCAACCACCAGAGCAACCACCAGAGCAACCACCAGAGCAACCACCAGAGCAACCACCAGAGCAACCACCAGAGCAACCACCAGAGCAACCACCAGAGCGAUCGCCAGACCAACCGGCAGACCAACCAUCAGAGAAGUCACCAGAGAAAUCACCAACAUCUGCCCUAGUUUCAGCAUUGAAUUCAGCAUUGAAUUCAGCUUCAGCAUCAACGAAUCCUGCCCUCGUUUCUGCAUUGAGUUCGAGGCUUAACUCAUUGUUGAAGCCAACCUCGGAGCUUCCCCUUAGUCCAAUAAUACCCACAACAGAUUCAGGUUCAGCUAAUCUUACACGGACGAGGUCGAAGCGUGUCUCUGAAUGUUCUCAUGGAGCUCUAGAUGAUUCCGAGCGACCAACCCGGCGGCGGCGAGGAUAG